GCCAUGGCUGACAGCGCCGAGUGCUGGAGUCUACCCACCAUCAUUCGCCAGGAGUUCCCACGGCAGAGUGUGGCUGUGCCCCUAGGAGACUGCGGUGGAAAUGACUUGUGCACAAAGGCUGUGGUGUUGACUUAUCAGGAACAUCUUGGUGUGACCUAUUUAACCCUUACAGAAGACCCAAGCCCUCGGGUUAUUAUCCGGAACAGGUGCACUGUUGCGUUACUACUAAAAGAGAAUAUCAAAGAUACACCAAAGUUUGAAGUUUAUUGCAGAAAAAUCCCAGCAGAAUGUUCAGUUCAUCACGAAAUGUAUCAUCAGCUUUCCAGCUUUCCAGACUGCAAAACCAAGGAUUCCCUCCCUGGCAUCUACCUGAAAGUGCUAUCAUGUGAAGAGACAACAGCAGAAUGGAGUGACCUGAUUGAUAUUAACAGCCAAGGCACGCAGGUGGUUUUUCUGACGGGCCAUGGCUAUGUAUAUGUGGAUGUUGUCCAGCACUGCGGGGCCGUAAUCAUUACCCUAGCACCUGAAGGAAGAGCUGGGCCUGUUCUCACAAGCCUCAACAGGAUUCAAAACCAGAAAAUCGUAGUUAGAUCUUUCAUUACUCAGCUCAGUGUCGGGAUUUAUGAUGAUGUUACAAACUACAAAACCUCAUCUGAGCUCAUCCGGCUGACACUGGAUAAUGUGUUCCUUCAGAUGGCACCGGUCACUAGCUACCUACGACAGCCCUGCCGCGAAUUGCAGGCGGACAUGACCUCAGGCAUGCCCACCUUUUAUAGCCUGGAAGUGUACUGUGGAGAUUUGCAGUUGGACAAUCAGUUGUACAACAAGUCUCACUUCCACUUUCCUGUGCUGGUUUGCCAAGAGGAGAAAAGUGAAUAUACCAAAUGGCCAAAGGCUGGAGGUUUCCACAUGUCUACCAAAGAACUAGAAGAAUACAAGGAAGCCUCAUUCCUCAAGCUCUUUGUUACCCUUUCUGUAGAGCAAGAUGUUUAUGAUCUGAAUGAACUGAGCUUUGAUUUGAAGCCUUCUCGUCUCUAUGUGGAGGACACUUUUGUUUAUUAUAUCAAAACACUAUUUGACACAUAUCUUCCAGACAACAAAGUGCUGCAAGGCCAAGUUAAAGUUGCUGGCAUUAAGCUUACUCCUUUGCUGCCGGAACAAGUCAGGCAACAUGCAUCAGCACUAGUCAGCCCAGUUAAACUCAGAAGACUAACAGUGCAACCUGUUAACCUGUUGGUCAGCAUCCAUGCGUCCCUGAAGUUGUACAUUGCCUCAGAUCACACACCCUUAUCCUUCUCUGUGUUUGAACGUGGACCAAUCUUCACCACU
Messenger RNA from Staurois parvus, 1329 nucleotides. The record is from the annotation of a GenBank genome assembly. Lineage: Eukaryota; Metazoa; Chordata; Amphibia; Anura; Ranidae.